AUUUAAAUUUAGAAGUCAUAGUUUUCCUUGCUGCGUCAAAGGUGUCUUCUAUUUUUCCCUUCUAUCUCUCUUUAAUGAGCUGCAAUUGGUUCUUCUCACAUGUCUACCUGUAAUUCGGUAUUUGCAUGCAUGAGCUCUGCUACUUAGGACAAAGAAGCCUCUUAACAAGACCGGGAAAAGAACGAACCAUUAGAGAAGCCAGGCUGGAAGCCUCUUAAAAAGACCGGCCACGGCACUUGCUCUUCACACUUUCACCGUUGAGGGAGGUAAUUCAGAAGCCACAGCUGUUAUGAGUUGCCCUCCAACUCUAGGGCAGCAAGUGACAUUUUUGGUAUUAUGGCGAGUAGUGUGCAUGAAUCAGGUUCUUUAAUUCUUUUUCUUUUUCUUUUCUGGUACCUACAGCUACAGAGUUUCGGUUAACAGAACUCCAAGUUGAAUAAAGGCUUUCAUGGCUCUUUCUUUCUACAUGUUGGCUUCCUAGACUUAGUAGCCUAUCACCAACUUAUGGAAUGAACUAGAACUUUCCACUUUUACUCAGAUAAAUUCUGUACGUUACUUAAAAUGCACGGCCACCUUGAAUACUUUGGUUUCCCCCUGCUUCUUUGCUUUAUUCUCCUCUUUCUUUUUUUAUUUCGAAAACUGCUUUAUUCUCUUCUUUUUCCUUUGCUUUGGAAUAGGGCAUUCUUUGUCCCCCAAAAUCAAAAUUUCUCUACUUAUUCAAAGUCCACAAUCAAUUAAGGCAACACUAGUUUGCGUGCCAACCUUGAAUGCUCAUAGCAAUCUUUUUGUCUGUAGAUUGAUCAUAUUGCUCCUUUUUUGAUGUGAAGAGGAUAUGGCAGAAGAACUCAACAGCUCUUUAGAGUAUACAUCAACAUGGGUUGUUGCAGUUGUUUGCUUUGUCAUUGUUCUACUAUCUCUUUGUGCGGAGCGUGCUCUUCAUAAACUUGGAAAGUACUUGAAGCGUGAGAAACAAGACGCGCUAUUUGAAGCACUACAGAAACUAAAAGAAGAAUUGAUGCUUUUAGGGUUCAUUUCCCUUCUACUAACUGUAUUUCAAGGUUCCAUAAGCCACAUGUGCAUCCCCUCUUAUCUCGCAUCUCACAUGCUUCCAUGCAAGCGGGAAACUUCUGAGGGAAACAACCAUGAACAUUACUUUCUUAAUCCAUCUCUAAACAAUCGGCGGCGGCUUUUGUCUGCAGAAACAAAUUCAGAUCAUUGUCUGAAGAAGGGGAAGGUUCCGUUGUUAUCGUUGGAAGCACUACAUCAUCUACACAUCUUCAUCUUUGUAUUGGCAGUUGUUCAUGUGAUCUUUUGUGUCACAACUAUGGUUCUUGGAGGGGCAAGAAUACGCCAAUGGAAGCACUGGGAGGAUUCUGUCAGGAAAGGUGCAGAUCCAACUAGCCGUAGAAGAGUUCGUGCACAUCAUCAUGAGUUCUUGAAAACACGUGGAGUUGGAUAUUGGAGAAAAGCGGCUGUGAUAGGUUGGGUGACAUCAUUCUUCAAACAAUUUUACGGCUCUGUCACUAAGUCGGACUACAUUGCACUGCGACAAGGGUUCAUCAAGGAGCACUGCCCUGGGAGUACUGAUUUUGAUUUUCACACAUACAUGAUGCGGACACUUGAAAUUGACUUCAGAAAAAUUGUUGGGAUAAGCUGGUACCUAUGGCUGUUUGUUGUGCUGUUUUUGUUGCUGAAUGUGGAAGGAUGGCAUACGUAUUUUUGGUUAGCGUUUUUGCCGCUGAUUCUUCUGCUUCUUGUGGGCGCAAAGCUGGAGCAUAUAAUUACCUGUUUGGCUCAGGAGGUGACAGAAGGGACAACACAGGCUGAUCAAGAAGCAGCUGCAAGAGUGAAGCCUUCAGAUGAACACUUUUGGUUUAACAACCCUCGCAUUGUCCUGAUUUUGAUCCACUUCAUAUUGUUUCAGAAUUCAUUUGAGAUUGCUUUCUUCUUCUGGAUUUGGAGCACGUAUGGAAUUCAUUCAUGCAUUAUGGAGAAGUUAGGUUACAUCAUACCAAGACUUAUUAUGGGUGUGAUUGUUCAAGUGCUUUGCAGUUACAGCACCCUACCGUUGUAUGUUAUCGUCACCCAGAUGGGUACCUCGUUCAAGGAAGGAAUGUUUAAUACAAUGGUACAAAAAUAUAUCGGUAUGUGGGCUGGAGAUAUAAAGAGUAAACGUGAGAAAACAGACAGCGAUGGAUCUGUCUCACAGAGGACAGAGAUGCACAAAAUGGUGAAUAUAGAAUUAUCUCAAAUUGUUGAUAUUACACAACAAGAAACAGUUGCCACCCAAGAAAUGGUCUCUCAUGUCCAACCGCCAUUAUCAUCGUCUCAUGCUCAACUUUCUUCAUGAUUAUCUUAUUUAUUCAUUUAAUUUCAUGUAAUGUAAUGCAAGCAUAUGCUUAAAUUAAUUAUGUGCCCAGCCCAAAUAACAUAUUUCAUUGUCAUUCAAUUGUCUGCCCUCAUUCGUCCGAAAUGAACUAUGAAACUAAGCUUGCUUUGCUUACAUCAAAAUAUUGCAUCCUCCCCCUCACCUUAUUACUA
Prunus avium (sweet cherry) is the source of this 2541-nucleotide messenger RNA. It is a transcript of the gene MLO13, whose product is annotated as Seven transmembrane MLO family protein. Lineage: Eukaryota; Viridiplantae; Streptophyta; Magnoliopsida; Rosales; Rosaceae. The record is from RefSeq and is a predicted model, not a curated record. Gene Ontology annotation, cellular component: membrane. Gene Ontology annotation, biological process: defense response.